This is a messenger RNA of Aspergillus wentii DTO 134E9, 2532 nucleotides long. Its product is annotated as SLC26/SulP family anion transporter. The record is from RefSeq and is a predicted model, not a curated record. Gene Ontology annotation, molecular function: secondary active sulfate transmembrane transporter activity. The transcript has 4 exons. Gene Ontology annotation, biological process: transmembrane transport. The coding region runs from base 1 to 2532 and encodes 843 amino acids. NCBI's taxonomy places the organism in Eukaryota, Fungi, Ascomycota, Eurotiomycetes, Eurotiales, Aspergillaceae. Gene Ontology annotation, cellular component: membrane.
AUGAGUGGUGCAACAACCAAGGUCGGCCACGGUGUGGCCAAAGCCUUGGGGAUCAAACUCGCCUACCGGGAUCCCCUGGGUGCCACUGCUGGUGCUGACCCUGUUACUCGCGGCGAGUCGACCUUCUCUGCUGGCACGAUCGAUACCUACGGCUAUGUCGAACCCGAGCCUACUACUGCCGAAUGGUUCAGAGAACACACUCCAUCCUGGGCUGAGUGUGGCAGAUACGUCUACAGUCUCUUCCCCUUCUUGACCUGGAUCACCAGGUACAACUGGCAAUGGUUCGUCGGUGAUUUGAUUGCUGGUGUCACUGUUGGUGCUGUCGUCAUUCCUCAAGGUAUGGCAUAUGCCAAACUUGCUGAAUUGCCUGUCGAAUAUGGUCUCUACUCAUCUUUCAUGGGUGUUUUGCUCUACUGGUUCUUUGCUACUUCUAAGGAUAUCACGAUCGGGCCCGUCGCAGUCAUGUCUACCCUCGUUGGAACUGUGGUGCUUGAAGCAGAGAAGACACAACCUGACAUUCCACGCCCUGUCAUAGCGUCGGCCAUGGCCAUUGUCUGCGGUGGAAUUGUUUGUGGACUUGGGCUGCUCCGACUCGGUUUCAUUGUGGACUUCAUCCCCCUUCCCGCCAUCUCCGCCUUCAUGACUGGUUCCGCUAUCAACAUCUGUGCUGGACAGGUCAGUACCAUGCUUGGAGAAACUGCCAAGUUUGACACCAAGGGAGCAACCUACUUGGUCAUCAUCAAUACCCUCAAGCACCUCCCUUCCUCGACCAUCGAUGCUGCCAUGGGUGUCACUGCUUUGGCCAUGUUGUACAUCAUUCGAGCGGGAUGCAACUUCGGUGCAAAGAAGUACCCCAACCGUGCCAAGAUCUUUUUCUUUGCAUCGACGCUGCGUACUGUCUUCGUGAUUCUCUUCUACACCAUGAUCAGUGCGGCAGUCAACUUGCAUCGCAAGGACGACCCCUUGUUCAAGCUCCUGGGCAAUGUUCCUCGAGGUUUCCAGCAUGCUGGUGCCCCACGGAUCGACAGCACUAUUGUCAAAACCUUUGUGUCUGAACUUCCUUCCGCUGUCAUCGUUCUUUUGAUCGAGCACAUUGCCAUCUCCAAGUCUUUCGGUCGGGUUAACAACUAUACCAUCGACCCCUCUCAGGAGCUGGUUGCCAUUGGUGUCAGUAAUCUGCUUGGUCCCUUCCUGGGUGCCUACCCUGCCACUGGAUCUUUCUCGAGAACUGCCAUUAAAUCCAAGGCUGGUGUUCGAACCCCACUUGCUGGUUGUAUCACUGCAGUCGUCGUCCUCAUUGCCAUCUAUGCCCUGACUGCCGUUUUCUUCUACAUUCCCAAGUCUUCUCUGGCCGGUGUUAUUAUCCACGCUGUCGGUGACCUUAUCACACCCCCUAACACCGUUUACCAGUUUUGGCGAGUUUCGCCCAUCGACACCCUCAUCUUCUUUAUCGGUGUUUUCGUGACUGUCUUCACCACGAUUGAGAUUGGAAUUUACUGCACUGUCUGUGUUUCUGCCGCUGUCUUGCUUUUCCGUGUUGCCAAGGCACGCGGUCAGUUCCUGGGUAAGGUCACCAUCCACUCUGUGAUUGGAGACCAUCUGCUGGACGAUGCUGGUAAAUACGGCCCCCUUAACCAGAACCCCUCGGACGACCAGGACCAGCUCCACCGAUCGAUUUUCCUUCCUAUCAACCACACCGAUGGGUCGAACCCCGAAGUCGAAGUCGAAGAACCUCACCCGGGUAUUUUCAUCUAUCGAUUCUCUGAGGGAUUCAACUACCCCAAUGCCAACCAUUACACCGACAUGCUGGUCCGAAAGAUCUUUAGCCGCACCCGCCGCACGAGCCCCUUCUCUUACACUUCGCUUGGCGACCGUCCCUGGAACAACCCUGGUCCUCGUAGGGGCAAGCCAGAGGAGGACCGGUCGGACCUGCCGCUCCUUCGGGCUAUUGUCCUCGAUUUCUCCUCCGUGAACAACGUGGAUGUGACAUCUGUUCAGAACCUCAUCGACGUCCGCAACCAACUCGACCUCUACGCAUCCCCCAAGACUGUGCAGUGGCACUUUGCCCACAUCAACAACCGAUGGACCAAACGGGCUCUUGCCUCUGCUGGCUUCGGAUUCCCUACUCCAGCCUCGGAUGAUGGAUUCCACCGCUGGAAGCCCAUCUUCAGUGUGGCCGAGAUCGAAGGCAGCGCGUCUGCCGCUGCUCACGCCGAGUUGAUCAACAACCAACAAACCCACCAAGCUGCCCUGAAGGUCGAUGACGUCGAGGGUAACCCCAAGGACAUCCAUGCCACUGCAGAAGAGACGAAUGAGAUCGAGGAACAGUCCUCGACCAGCAGCGACAUCAAAGAUGCCAAGCUGCAAAGCGAUCUUAGAGACAGCAAGGCGUACCGUCUCCGCCGUAAGGUGGCCUUGGUGCAGGGUAUCAACCGGCCAUUCUUCCACAUCGAUCUUACUAGUGCAUUGGAAAGUGCCAUUGCAAACACGACAGAACAUGCGCAUGCGCCCAAGGAUGAAACUCAUCCAUGA